CUCGACUCGCGUGGCCUGCGUGUGGUGUCUCUGUCGGGGCUGCGGGGACGCGGCGCGGCCCGGGCGAGGGUUCCCUUUAAGUGCAGGCCCCGCCCCGGCGCCGCCCGCUGCACCGGGCCCAGGCCGACGCCGCCAUCAUGAUCUGCGUGCUGCUCGCCCUCUUCGCCCACCUCUUCCCGGCAGCCGGCAGCGGCGUGCAGGAACGCACCUUCCUGGCCGUGAAGCCGGACGGCGUGCAGCGGCGGCUGGUGGGCGAGGUGGUGCGGCGGUUCGAGACCAAGGGCUUCAAGCUGGUGGCGCUCAAGCUGGUGCAGGCGUCGGAGGAGCUGCUGCGUGAGCACUACGCCGAGCUGCGCGAGCGCCCCUUCUUCAGCCGGCUGAUCAAGUACAUGGGCUCGGGGCCCGUGGUGGCCAUGGUGUGGCAGGGCCUGGACGUGGUGCGCAUCUCGCGGGCGCUCAUUGGCGCCACCGACCCAGCGGACGCACUGCCUGGCACCAUUCGUGGCGACUUCUGCAUUGAAGUUGGCAAGAACGUGAUCCACGGCAGCGACUCGGUGGAGAGCGCACUGCGGGAGAUCGCGCUCUGGUUCCGGCCUGAGGAGCUCUUGUGCUGGGAGGACAGCACAGAGCACUGGCUGUACUAGUAGCGGGUGCGGAGCAGCUGG
This is a messenger RNA of Ochotona princeps (American pika), 665 nucleotides long. RefSeq names its product NME/NM23 nucleoside diphosphate kinase 3 (gene NME3). Lineage: Eukaryota; Metazoa; Chordata; Mammalia; Lagomorpha; Ochotonidae. The transcript is spliced from 5 exons. The record is from RefSeq and is a predicted model, not a curated record. Bases 138 to 644 code for a protein of 168 amino acids. Gene Ontology annotation, molecular function: nucleoside diphosphate kinase activity. Gene Ontology annotation, biological process: UTP biosynthetic process; CTP biosynthetic process; GTP biosynthetic process.